CAAGGCCUUCCAAUUGAUACUGACUUCACAUAUUCAUCUAACAAGAGUUUCUCGGCAAGAAACUCUACUUUAUCGGCAAAUAUAGUCUUGGAUAGCAUCCAAUAGAACUACACCCCAAAGACGCGUCAAACGUAGACGGCUAAAACGUAUACACAAUGAAGAGAGGAAGAGGAGGUGCCGGUGGCAACAAACUUCGCGUAACUCUUGGUUUGCCGGUGGGCGCCAUUAUCAACUGCUGUGACAACAGCGGUGGUAAGAACCUUUACAUCAUUGCUGUCAAGGGUAUCGGUGCUUGCCUCAACAGGCUUCCAUCAGCUGCUGUUGGUGAUAUGGUUUUGGCUACUGUGAAGAAGGGUAAGCCUGACCUCAGGAAGAAGGUUCACACCGCCGUUAUCGUACGUCAGCGCAAGGCCUGGAGGCGUAGGGAAGGAUACUUUAUAUAUUUUGAGGACAAUGCUGGUGUUAUUGUGAACCCCAAGGGUGAAAUGAAGGGUUCUGCUAUUACUGGCCCGGUUGCUAAGGAGUGCGCUGAGAUGUGGCCAAAGAUUUCAGCUGCUGCUCCAUCUAUCGUUUAACACUGUG
This is a messenger RNA of Babesia bovis T2Bo, 582 nucleotides long. Its product is annotated as ribosomal protein L14p/L23e family protein. Gene Ontology annotation, molecular function: large ribosomal subunit rRNA binding; structural constituent of ribosome. The record is from RefSeq and is a predicted model, not a curated record. Gene Ontology annotation, biological process: translation. Lineage: Eukaryota; Apicomplexa; Aconoidasida; Piroplasmida; Babesiidae. The transcript has 3 exons. The coding region runs from base 156 to 575 and encodes 139 amino acids. Gene Ontology annotation, cellular component: cytosolic large ribosomal subunit; ribosome.